Molecule: messenger RNA, 3036 nt
Organism: Astrephomene gubernaculifera
Lineage: Eukaryota; Viridiplantae; Chlorophyta; Chlorophyceae; Chlamydomonadales; Astrephomenaceae
Source: the annotation of a GenBank genome assembly
CGGAAGCGCCCGUAGCGCUGUCAGCGGCCACUAUAGUCCCAUCCUUUCCUCUACCCCGGGCAUAUAAUAUAUAAGUUACAUUCCUCUUGUUCCUGGCAUCAAUUCUCAAAGCUUCAAGGUGAUACACAAGGUGACAAGACAUUACUUGGCUACUCAUCUCCUUCCGCGUAUACCUUGCAACCGAUACGCAAAGCCGGCGCACCCACGUCUAUCCUUUAUCAUCGGAAAACAAUGGCAACUACCUUGGGAGCUGGCAUGGCUUGCUGGCCCGCUCCACAGCAAGCGGUUACUCCUGGCCGCGUGCUGUUUGCGAAAGGCCUGGCAAAGGGCUGCACAUCUGCGCAUCUGCAGGCCAUCUUCUCAACCUUUGGGACCGUCACGGACUGCCAGAUUGCAAGGCAUCGUUCUGGGCGUUCGGCCGGAUUCGCAAUCGUCACCUUCCUGCGCCACGAGGAGGCAGUCGCAGCUAUGCAGGCCAUCGAUAACCUUAUGUUCAUGGGACGGAGACUUUCUGUAAAAUGGUUCAGCCCCGAGCGCGCUCUAGAGGGCAACACGCACAACGUAGAUGUCCUCAACUUCCAGGCGCUUCAACAGGCCCUUCAACUUUCCCAGCUCCAGCCGGCUGACCUGAUGGCGCAGCUGGCGCAACUCCUGGACACCCCGAGCCCUCCUCAACAGCCCCAGAAUCCUCAUGUUUCUGCCUGGCUCGACAACUUCGUGCUGGCGCAACGCGAGUCACCCCUGGCGCCUCCUCUCAACGACAUCGCUCCGCAGCAGAUGCCGUUUGACCUGCUCAACCUGUCUACCCUGUCCAUCUCCGACAUCCAAGGGCCUGCCGCUGGUGCCGCUCCGUCGUCCGUCAUGAGUUCCCAUCCCGCCACGCCUGCCUCGAUGGACGUUUCCGACGGCGCCGUCUUCGUUACCGCCGGGCCCAACCUAGCCGACAACAAGACCUGCACCAUGGCUCUGGCCCACAGCCGGCUCGCCAAGUGGUGUGCUGCCCCGGGCAGUGCUCGCGCCCAGUCCUCCGCCCCAGGCUCCCUUGCCGACGACGCCAGCACCGACGAGAGCGCCUCCGUCCACGCUAGCGAUGAUAGCAGCAUUGCUACGACCGUUCAGCUUGCGCCGGUGUCGUGCGAUGGCCCUAGCUGCUGCUCGGCUGGUUCAUCACCUGUUGCGCCCAUGGAUGCCACCCCGGCUGCCUGCUGUGCCUCUGCCACCUCCACUCCCGCUGCUCCUGCCUCUGGUAACACCACCAGCGGCGGCGCGUCCGAGGAUCCCUUCCGUGGCCACGCGCCCGCUCCGACGGCCCCCGGCGUGCCGUCAAGUCGUCCUGGUGUCGUCAGCAGCGACCCCGGCACCAUGCGCAGGCCUUCGGCUCCGGGUUUCGGGCCUGCUCCCCCUGUGUUCCCAGGCGCGCCUGCGCUGGCGCCGCUCCGCACCGCCGCUGCUACCCACAACCAGAUUCCCCGCCCGGUGCCCCGGCCUAACCCCGUGGGACCUUACAACUCGUGUGGCGGCGGUGCCGCGGCUCCUGCUGAUUUUCAGCAGGCCCUUCGGCUGCAGCAGGCCCUAGCAGACCAAGCUCGCUCCAUGAACGCCCAGCAGCAGUACAUGGAUGCCUUGGCGAAGCUGGCGGCUGCACGAGAGCAAGUCGCGGCAGCGGCGUCGCUGCUCAACGGUGGCAGCAUGCAGAUGUCGCCCACGCUGGCUAGCCCCCACAUGCAGCCCGCGCUCAUGGGCCACAUGGCGCCACCGGCGCACCCGUUCAUGGCGCAGCCGCCGCAGGACCUGAACACGCUGCUGCUUCUGCAGAACGCCGCCGCGAUGAACCGGCCGCUGUACUGAGCAGGGGGCUCGGAGAACGUUUUUUGCUUCUUUCUUGACCGUAGUUGGCAGAGCUAGGACGAGAACAAGGGGCAUUGAAGGAGACGCUUGGAUUACCUAGCAUUGCUUUCCAGCGCCUUUUUUGGAAGGCUUACUAAUAGCACCUUAGCACGCCGCGGAAUGUCCUGCAUUGGGCCCUCGCGCCGGCUUGCAGGAAUGUACAGACCAAGUGCCAUAGUCGGUGGCGUUGCCACGAAGAAGUGUGUAUGUGUGAGGAUUAUGCUGGCGAUUUGAAUGACACGGGAGAGUGUUUAUUUAGCAUCCGUAUAUGCCUUGCGCGUGAGACACGUUAGGCAGUAGCCGCUGAGGUCGUGUCCAACAGGCAUGAACUAGCGGGUGCUUAGCAACAUGUUAUGGCUGUGUCAUUGUGGAAGGGAGGUUAAUAGUGGUUAAUUGCAGCCUAGAGGUGAUCUCAAACCAGGAUUGCUGCAGUACAGGUAGCCAUUAUCGUCGGCGGAUUGGCCCAGCAGGCCCCACGGUCCACUGUCAUGGCCGCGCGCCCAUCUUAGUAGCUGUUGCUGGAUGCAAUGGCCGCGGCCGGGCUCUUCACUAGCUAUGCGCGGUUGCAAGACACCGCAAGUGAUCUGGGUUCAUGGCAUACAUCACGAGUACCUUUUCUUUACACUGCUCAGUAGUAGAGCCGCAACCACCCCUGGCCUGAGUGUGUCCCAUAAUAAGUGGGCUAGUGACAGAUAUGGGGUUGUGCUGGAUAUUCCCUGGACUGCGGUUUGCUGUGUGGUCGUAAAUCGUGUCAAAGUAGUCACUCUGCAACCAGGGCAAUAGGGUGACUUGGUUAUAGCGGCUGGACUGGGCCUUAAUGCAUGUCUUUACUUGCCACGUUUGACGGUGCGUGGAUUUAGGGCGCCUAGCGCAAGCGCGGCGCAUGCCGGUAGCAGCAGCCGUGGGUUAUAGUUGUGGCCGGCAUCCUUUUGUGGGUUAAGUGCAGAGGGCGUAGUAUUAUGGCGCAUGACAGACUUCUUUUCUUCUUUUUUGCGUUAUCUUUUCUUUCAUCUCCGCUUAUGUUGUUGCAGGGGCUUGUGGUCAAACGAAGUGUGCACGUGAUCCAUUCGUGAUCAAACUCGUCAUCACGCCCGCACUAACCGCCAGUACGCAAUGUACACCCCUCUUUAUCUCUCUUGGUGCAUAAGU